CCAGGGCCCGGCACGCUCCCCCAGAGCCUGCCGCCCACACCCUCUCCUGUCCCUCUGCCCGCCUGGCCAGCGCCCGGCCGCCGGCCCGUGGAUGAGCCACAGGACCUCCUCCACCUUCAGAGCGGAGAGAAGCUUCCACUCCUCCUCGUCCUCAUCCUCGUCCUCGUCCUCGUCCUCAUCCUCCUCAGCCUCCCGUGCCCUCCCGGCCCAGGACCCACCCAUGGAGAAAGCCCUGAGCAUGUUUUCCGAGGAUUUUGGUAGCUUCAUGCGGCCCUGCUCGGAACCCCUGGCCUUCCCAGCCCGGCCCGGGGGACAGGGCAACAUCAAGACCCUCAGGGACGCCUAUGAGUUUGCGGUGGAUGUGAGUGACUUCUCACCUGAAGACAUCAUCGUCACCACCUCCAACAACCAAAUUGAGGUGCGGGCUGAGAAGCUGGCAGCUGAUGGCACAGUCAUGAACACCUUCGCUCACAAGUGCCAGUUGCCUGAGGACGUGGACCCCACUUCAGUGACCUCAGCCCUGAGGGAGGACGGCAGCCUCACCAUCCGGGCCCGGCGCCACCCGCACACGGAGCACGUCCAGCAGACCUUCCGGACGGAGAUCAAAAUCUGAGGGCCUCCCACUUCCUCGUCCCCUCCCGUUUCCCCUCUUCUGCCCCCACUGGCCUGCCAGAGACGUUUUCCUCACCCCUCAUGACAGCUUGCAGGACAUCUCAGCUCAAGUUCCAGGCCCUGAGGUGGGUCACCUACCCCCUGCCCCGCUAAACUGAGGCCUUCUGCUCUCCAGGGCAGGCCAGGGAACCUUUUGCCUCACCGAUGGCCCCCAGAUUCCAGAUGUGGCCUCUUUCACUGAAUCCAGAAUAAAGGGAUUUAGAUGGAAAAGGAAGCUCCCAGAGAACCCACUUUGGGGAAGGGGGACAGGGACAGGCACGAUCCCCAGGCAAAAAAUCUGCAGGACAGACAGACAAAUCCUUUGAUCUCUGGAGUUGCAGGGCAGGAGCGGAGGGGACAGGGACCUGGGACCCCCUUGGCCAAGGGGAGCUGGGGAGGCAAAGGCAGACAGAUAUUAGGCAAAGGGGCUGAUCGGAGCCAAACUGCACAGGGAAGCCGGAGGGGACAGCCACGGCGGGGACCCUCCCCUCUGCCAUGCCCUAUGCCCCAAGCCCCAAGCAUGCUGCGGGACUGCCUGCCUGUUUCCUCCACUGGCCAGCUGUGCCCGGGGAGGGGGGCGGGGGACACACAGUGUCUGUAUAUAGCUGGGGUUUUUCCAAUACACCUGGUUGGUGAUAAACUGUACAACAGCCCCGCCCCCCUUACCUGUUUGUGCCCUUGAGCAAGGCCUCGCCGUGGGGAGGGGCUGGUCCUUCCUCCCGCCCAGAGACCUCCCCCCCCCCCCCCCCCCGUCCCCCCGCAGACGGGUCACCCGGCUGAGGCGGGAGACAGCAUGGACAGGGCCUUGGGUCUUCACGGUUGGGCCCCAGCUUCUUGUCAUCCUUCCCCUGUGGCCAGUCACCUCCCCCACCCUUCCCUCUCUUUAAUCGAUGAAUCUAUAGGCUUGGUUUGUGUAUACACCCCACACGGACCAACGGUCCUAUCCUUCAAAUACUGAGCGAUACUGUUAUCUGAGGCUGAAUUCAGCACAUUCAGAAAUUAGAUUUUGCCAUCUCUACUUUUAUCAAGGGGGAAACUGAGUCUCUGAACGGUUGAAAGCCCAGCUCACUCAUUAAAGGCUGGAUUUGAACCCAGGCUGUGAAAGCUACUCUGAAACUGCGCUCCCCCCGCCCCGCCCCUCUGAGUGCCAGGGGGUGCUUCCCCUCAUUCUGCCUCUUAUGGCCUCUGCACCCUGCCCCACAGCUUCCUGCUGGAGAGAGCCCCGUCCUAGGAAGAGCCCCCAACCCAGUUCCCCUCUAGUCUUCAGUCCAGGGCAGGGAACCUCCAGGCAGCUUUCAUCCUGGGGAGUCCCAGGCAUCUCCAGUGGCACUGGCUUGGUCUCCAACAUACAGAAGCAGGGGUGUGGGGGGCAAGGAAAGGGUGGUUUGCCAUAGGUGAGGCCUCCUGGGGCAGGAGGUGGGGCCAGCUUCUCACUUCUGCAGCUCUUAGGUCAGUGUUCUAUGGGGUGGCCUCUCACCCCUGCCAUUCUGGGGCCCUUAAGGGAUGGCUGGGGGGUGGUGGGAGGGGGCAUGGGAGGGCCCUAGCAUUGUACCCUGCACACACAAUAAACAAGAGAAACACAGUCUUCUGGAGAUCACCUGCCUGAAGUUCUCAAACUUGGGAUGGGGCUGGAAGCAGCUAGGAGGAGAAACCCAGAACAAACGGACAUGACUUCCCGAGACGUGGGGCCAGGCCUGGCAGCUCAAGUACACGUGAGUUUGCUCUGGCCUCCUCCCUGGGCUCCCAGACCCACCCGAGCAGGAAUCCCAGAAUUAUUUCCCUGAAAAACCUUGCAGA
Messenger RNA from Lutra lutra (Eurasian river otter), 2448 nucleotides. RefSeq names its product heat shock protein family B (small) member 7 (gene HSPB7). The transcript has 3 exons. The record is from RefSeq and is a predicted model, not a curated record. Lineage: Eukaryota; Metazoa; Chordata; Mammalia; Carnivora; Mustelidae. Bases 92 to 613 code for a protein of 173 amino acids. Gene Ontology annotation, biological process: heart development. Gene Ontology annotation, cellular component: nucleus; cytoplasm.